Messenger RNA from Laetiporus sulphureus 93-53, 468 nucleotides. RefSeq lists its product as uncharacterized. Bases 1 to 468 code for a protein of 155 amino acids. The record is from RefSeq and is a predicted model, not a curated record. The transcript has a single exon. Lineage: Eukaryota; Fungi; Basidiomycota; Agaricomycetes; Polyporales; Laetiporaceae.
AUGGCAGAACGGAGGCAAGCAGACCACACUCACUGUGGCUGCAGUACGAGCAGGCGGACGUCGACGCCCCACUAUCCGAGCCCCCAUCCAACACAAGAAGCGACAUUCAUACAGUCUCUCAGCCGCUCAGAAGAGCCGUCGCCAACCCCGCAAGGCUGCGAACCCAGCCUCGCGGUCGAGCGGCUCAGCAGCGAGCAAGCGGACCUGGUCAACGCCAGAGUUCGCCGGACAUUGCAGCAAGUUUUCUCUCUGGAUUGCCUCUCUGGAACACUGGUCUCUCGUCCUUGGACCUCUGGCGACACUUCGAAUUCCUUCGCUCGCCUGUGUUCCUCGAUGGUCUCUGGCGCCUACUUCAUCUUCGACUUGGAGAAUCUGGCUGGCCACAUCUCUGGGUCAUGGCUCCGGACCAUCGACGUCGUCGCUUCGCACCUCAACGGCGACAGAGGCAUCCAAGAGUGUACCGUCUGA